AUGUCUCAGAAGCAGAAUGAAGGCUCAAAACAAGACCUGAGUGGUCUGAUCAACAAACAUCUGCUCUACACCUACGACAAUGGAUGGAAGUACGAGAGCGUGAGCGGUAGGAGGAGCAAAAGCAGUCAAGGUCAGCGCGUUCGACUGUCGAGUGUGCUGACGUAAACAUUGAUUGUAUCGUGUAGUGGAUCAAAAGCCCGACGAGGAUCGUGUAUAAGAUUCACGGAGGUGGGCAUCUGACUCGGCUUUGCGCCAAGCAGAGCUUCUGAUCCUCACCCUUUUCGAUCUUCGCAGGACCCAUGGGCGGUAGGGACAAUUAUCAGACCAUCUCGUGUCGCGUCGUCCGAGAGCCUUCGAAGGAGACUGGAGAGCAAGGUGUCUAUCUCAUUUCCUGGCUCGAAGAGACAGGCACAGUCGUUUCGAUGACCAUCGACUUUACCAACAACAAAGUCAACUCCUUCAUCUGCUUUUCCAAAGGUCACUGGGAGAAUGUGAGUCGUUUUGACGUUCCACAUGGAGAUCUCCAACGCCACAUGAGCUGCGGAGACGGGCUGACCUAGUUUGGAGGUCAUCUGACUCCUGCUGUACACCUUCAGCCACAAAUCGCACACGGACACUACAAGAAGGAACAAUGGCGCCAGCUGGCCAAGGUUCCAGGCGGGGAAUCCAUAACCACAGAUCGCACCAUCAUCAGCGAGAGCGCAACUCUUUCGGAGGUGACAGAGUGAGUCGUGCUCCGUCUUCGCGACUUAUCAGAAGCAAUUGCUUACCUCUACUCAUUUUUUGAAAAGGGGACGAGGUGAACUCGAGGACGUCGCAGAGGAUGCGCCCACCUUGUGA
Molecule: messenger RNA, 840 nt
Organism: Ceraceosorus bombacis
Lineage: Eukaryota; Fungi; Basidiomycota; Exobasidiomycetes; Ceraceosorales; Ceraceosoraceae
Source: the annotation of a GenBank genome assembly